Lolium rigidum is the source of this 1831-nucleotide messenger RNA. RefSeq names its product light-mediated development protein DET1. Gene Ontology annotation, cellular component: cullin-RING ubiquitin ligase complex; nucleus. The transcript has 11 exons. Gene Ontology annotation, molecular function: ubiquitin protein ligase binding; ubiquitin-like ligase-substrate adaptor activity. Bases 50 to 1585 code for a protein of 511 amino acids. The record is from RefSeq and is a predicted model, not a curated record. NCBI's taxonomy places the organism in Eukaryota, Viridiplantae, Streptophyta, Magnoliopsida, Poales, Poaceae. Gene Ontology annotation, biological process: protein ubiquitination; positive regulation of proteasomal ubiquitin-dependent protein catabolic process.
UUCUCCCCCUCCGACCAACUCUCUCUGCGAUGCGGCGGCGGCGGCGGUGAUGGCGGGCUUCUUCCGCACCGGCAACCUCGCCUCCAGGGUCUUCGACCGCCAGUGCUUCUCCCCGCGCCCCGGCGCAACCGUUAACACCGUGAGGCAGUUCUACGAGAAUCUGGUUCCGAGCUACACUAUAUACGACAUAGAGUGUCCGGAUUAUUCGUUCCGCAAGUUCACUGAUGACGGGAAGUAUCUCGUGGCUUUCAGCCGGAACCACCAAGAUUUGAUCGUGUACCGGCCCAUCUGGCUAACCUUCUCGUGCAACGAGGAGUGCGAUUCUCAUGAUCUUCCGGCUAAAGCAAAGAGAUUCGACAGCUUCUUUAAGCAGCUCUACUCGAUUUCGCUUGCGUCCAGCAACGAGUACAUCUGCAAGGACUUCUUCCUGUACGUAGCAUGCCAUCAAUACGGCUUAUUUGCAACGUCAACUGCACAGAGUAACGAUUCUGCUGCCAGUGAGGGUGCAAUUCACGGGGUACCAUCGAUGGAGAAAAUUACUUUCCAUCUUGUGAGGCUAGAAGAUGGUGCAAUCCUAGACGAGAAGGCUUUCCGCAAUGACUUCAUUAAUCUUGCUCAUAGCAUUGGAGCCUACCUGUAUGAGGAUCUGCUUUGCAUAGUUUCUCUUCGGUAUCAAACAAUACAUAUCCUACAGAUCCGAGAUUCUGGCAACCUUGUUGAGGUGCGCAGGAUUGGAGCAUUUUGCCAGGAAGACGAUGAAUUAUAUCUCCAUUCACAUGGCCAGGUUGCACAUGGGAGUUCUUUCCUUCCUGGCAUCAAGCAGCGGUUGUUGUCAUUUAUUUUCCGCAAGACAUGGAAUGAGGAACCCGAUCAGGCUUUGAGGGUCCAACAUCUGAAGAAGAAAUUCUAUUUUCACUUUCAAGACUAUGUGGAUCUUAUCAUAUGGAAGGUACAGUUUUUGGAUCGCCGUCACCUGUUUAUCAAGUUUGGUAGCGUGGAUGGAGGGGUUUCUCGAACCACUGAUCAAAAUCUAGCAUUCUUUGCUGUGUACAACAUGGAGACAACAGAGAUUGUCUCACUCUAUCAGAAUUCUUCGGAGGAGCUGUAUUCACUGUUUGAAACUUUCUAUGAUCAUUUCCAUGCAAAUCCACAAAAUUCUUUGCACGGAAAUUUUAUCUCGUCACAUGCCAAUAAUGUUCAUGCUCUCGAUCAACUGCGCACCAUUAGGAAUAAAGCAAGCAGCACUUCCCAGUUUGUGAAGAAGAUGGUGUCACCAUUACCUUACACUUGCCAAUCACAAAGUCCUUCACCCUACUUUGACCUAUCCCUUUUUCGGUAUGAUGAGAAGCUGAUUUCAGCAGCUGAUCGGCAUAGGCAUUGCACAGAGCAUCCAAUAAAAUUCAUAUCAGUGAAGCAACCAAACGUUGUCAAAUUUAAGAUAAAACCAGGUUCUGAUGCUGGCUCUUCUGACGGCAGGGCGAAGAGAAUAUCUUCCUUCUUGUUCCACCCGUUUUUUCCGCUCGCGUUGUCGAUUCAGCAGACGUACAUGCAGGCAACUGUUGUCAAUGUACAUUUCCGGAGAUAGAGAGGUUAUAGUUGUGUUGACUUGACUGUAUUUAUAUCAGUAGCCGGCGAGCUUGCAACACAGCUCAAUAGAAAUUUUGGCCAUGUGUAUCAUCGCUAUAGGGAAAAAACUGGAGUAGUUUUGACAUCUCGAUGAUCCUGUGCUCAUGUGUUGUUCUUGAUCUAUUUUUAGUAUGCUAGGUUAGCAUGAUCAAGUUGGAAAUGUAAAAUGUAGCAGGAUGGUAAAUCUAGAUUUGUAUUUGUAUCA